Molecule: messenger RNA, 2046 nt
Organism: Paraglomus brasilianum
Lineage: Eukaryota; Fungi; Glomeromycota; Glomeromycetes; Paraglomerales; Paraglomeraceae
Source: the annotation of a GenBank genome assembly
AUGGGAAAAGAUCGGACUGCGAAAAAAACCAAAGGACGUCAUGAACCGCUCUAUGUACAGAUGGAGGAGGAUGGACGGCUAUCGAAAAAACCCCCAAAAGCAAAGUUUCAAGCCAAGAAACAGAUAAAAACUGAUGAUGAAUACAUUGACCCAAAACUAUCACGUAAAAUUUUACAAAUAGCACGCGUACAACAGGAGGAGCUAGAAACUGAAGACAGAUCAGAUAAUCUCCCUACGGAAAGAUUUGUCUCAGCAGAUUUAAAAGAUGAAGACAGCGAGGAAGACUUUUCAGAAGAUGAGGAUAUCGAAUAUGAGGAUUUGGAAGUGGAAGAAGAGGAUCAAGAGAUUCUAAAUAAAUUUCUCCCGAGUGCACCGAUAGAACGACGGACAUUGGCAGAUAUAAUAAUGGAGAAAAUCGAGGCAUAUGAUAGGGAGAAACAACAAGCAUCUAAGGGUGAAAUCACAACACCUCCUGGGCUAAGUCCGAAAAUAAUUGAAGUUUAUUCAAAAGUCGGGACUCUUCUGAAGAGAUACAAAUCAGGCAAACUACCAAAAGCCUUUAAAAUUAUCCCAUCGUUAAGUAAUUGGGAAGAAAUAUUAUAUCUCACACGUCCCCAAGAAUGGACACCUCACGCGACAUAUGCGGCAACUAGGAUAUUUGUGUCUAAUCUAAAACCAAAACCAUGUCAAAGAUUUUUAGACCUGGUUCUCCUUGAUAAAGUGCGAGACGAUAUUCAAGACACUAAGAAGCUCAACUACCAUCUUUAUAUGGCAUUGAAGAAAUCUUUAUACAAACCAGCAGCAUUUUUCAAAGGGAUUUUAUUUCCAUUAUGUAAAUCAGGUACAUGCACAUUACGAGAGGCGGCCAUAAUUGGGAGUGUUAUUUCCAAAGUGAGCAUUCCUGUCCUUCAUUCAUCCGCGGCCCUUUUGAACUUGGCAGAGAUGGACUAUACCGGUCCAAACAGUUUAUUUAUUCGCAUUCUCUUGGAUAAGAAAUAUGCGUUACCGUAUAAAGUGGUAGAUGCGCUGGUAUAUCAUUUUAUGAGAUUUAAAAAUGAUGAGAGAACCAUGCCAGUACUAUGGCAUCAAUCAUUUUUAGUGUUUGCGCAACGAUAUAAGCAAGACUUGACCCCAGAUCAAAAAGAUGCACUCCUGGAAGUGCUUAAAUACAAAUGUCACGAUCAAAUAACACCCGAAAUUCGCCGCGAGAUAGUUCACUCGGUUGCUAGAGGGGAGAUAAUCCCAGAAGUGGAGAUGGCGGAUGCCAAACGAACAAAGAAGGUCGGAGUAGUCGGUAAAUACGGCACUCGAUAUGGUGCAUCACUAAGAAAGCAGAUAAAAAAAAUGGAAAUCACCCAACAUCAGAAAUAUACUUGCACAUUCUGCGGUAAAGAUACAGUUAAAAGAAAGGCUGUCGGCAUCUGGGAGUGCAAAGCUUGUAGAAAAGUGCUUGCUGGUGGUGCUUGGACCGUUUCGAAUUCCAUUCCAAGUGGGGAAAUACAGAUACCGCGUUUGCUCCCGUUCUUUAAUUCGUGGACUACCGGUGGGAUCACUAUUGAUUCGGAACUUAAAACCAGGAACAGGGCAAGCGAAAAGGCACUAGCAACUGUGGUGUGUUACGCCCUGCGCUGCUGGUGUGGGGAAGAAGAGUGUCUGGUCUUUACAUCACUGCAGCGUGCAUAUUUUGCUUUUUCGUGGGAGCUGUACCCUACGACCGCUGGUCGAAUUGAGGUCAAAUUUUGGCCGAGAAAAAUUGGAAACAUCUUGAAGGUCCACCUUCUUAUGAUACGAUACAAUUACACAACAUCAGACGAGGACUCUGAUCCAACCGUUGAAGAACUAACAUCUGAUCCACAUAUUGCCACAUUACUCCUACCAUAUAGAAGAGUUCUUGAAGAAAUGAGGAAUCAUCACGUAGAACAAGAAUCACAACGAGGCCGACACUCAAAUAAAUACUUCAUAUCUGCAAAACAAUUCAUAUAUCUAUUUAUUGUCAAUAUAUAUUUCAUAUUUUUCAUGGAAGAUUUCAAUUUUUCUGCGCUGUAA